AUGGACGUUGACAGCAGGAAGAAACAGGGGACGGGGGUCACCUGUCUUGGUGGGGGUGCUGGAAAGUUGAAGCGCGGCUCUGGGGAGGGCAAGUCGCAGCAGAUGCCCGUCCGGACCCCAGUGUGUGGAUGUGGGGUGGAUGUGUUGGGGUUGUCGGGGCAGGGCUGGGAGGGGGCGGGGGGCGUGCACGUGAGGUCAAAAGUAAAAGAACAGAGCGUCCAGCGGCACCAGCCUUUUCCACCUCGCACAGCGGUGCAUCCGGGGCGGGAGGCUCGGCACCGAGGCUGGCGGGACGCUACCUCCUCCCCCUCCCCCCGCCCGUGGCCGGCGGCGGAGCUGGGGCAGCUCCGUCCGCACCAGCGGUUUGGGGGCGCUGCCUGGGAGUAUGAGGGCGUGGCCAGCGGCCGGAGCCAGAGGCUCCUCAUUGGCUGCCAGAGUAUACCUGACAGAAGCAAUAUAAGGCAGGAAGGAUUUAUAUUGCUCAUGAUUUUAGAGGUUUCUAUCCAUCAUAGCAAGGAGAGGGUGGCAGAGCAGAGCCACUACAUUAUGUUAGCCACGAAAGAGAGGGAGGGAGAAGAAGGCUUUCUCCUUUCUUCCAUAGGGGGCCCUACCCCAACAGCAAAAAUAGCAUUACAGUGUUUCUGCCACCUAUGUACAAAAGACAAUUUCACCUGUGUGACGGAUGGGCUCUGUUUUGUCUCUGUCACAGAGACCACAGAUAAAGUUAUACACAAUAGCAUGUGUAUAGCUGAAAUUGACCUAAUUCCAAGAGACAGGCCAUUUGUAUGUGCACCCUCUUCAAAAACUGGAGUUGUUACAACAACGUAUUGUUGCAAUCAAGACCACUGCAAUAAGAUUGAACUCCCAACUACUGUGAAGCAGUCACCUGGCCUUGGUCCAGUCGAGCUGGCAGCUGUCAUUGCUGGACCAGUCUGCUUUGUGUGUAUUUCACUCAUGUUGAUGGUAUAUAUCUGCCAUAACCGCACUGUCAUUCACCAUCGAGUGCCAAAUGAAGAGGAUCCUUCAUUAGAUCGACCUUUUAUUUCAGAGGGUACUACGUUAAAAGACUUAAUUUAUGAUAUGACAACAUCAGGGUCUGGAUCAGGUCUACCACUGCUUGUUCAGAGAACAAUCGCAAGAACAAUAGUAUUACAAGAAAGUAUUGGCAAAGGUCGAUUUGGAGAAGUCUGGCGAGGAAAGUGGCGGGGAGAAGAAGUUGCUGUGAAGAUAUUCUCCUCUAGAGAAGAACGUUCAUGGUUCCGUGAGGCAGAGAUUUAUCAGACUGUAAUGUUACGCCAUGAAAACAUCCUGGGAUUUAUAGCAGCAGACAAUAAAGACAAUGGUACAUGGACUCAGCUCUGGUUGGUGUCAGAUUAUCAUGAGCAUGGCUCCCUAUUUGAUUACUUGAACAGAUACACAGUAACUGUGGAAGGAAUGAUCAAACUUGCUUUGUCCACAGCAAGUGGUCUUGCCCAUCUUCACAUGGAGAUUGUUGGUACCCAAGGAAAACCAGCCAUUGCUCAUAGAGAUUUGAAAUCAAAGAAUAUCUUGGUGAAGAAGAAUGGAACUUGCUGUAUUGCAGACUUAGGACUGGCAGUAAGGCAUGAUUCAGCUACUGAUACAAUUGAUAUAGCUCCAAACCACAGAGUAGGAACAAAAAGGUACAUGGCUCCUGAAGUUCUAGAUGAUUCCAUAAAUAUGAAACAUUUUGAAUCCUUCAAACGUGCAGACAUCUAUGCAAUGGGCUUAGUAUUCUGGGAAAUUGCACGACGAUGUUCCAUUGGUGGAAUUCAUGAAGAUUACCAACUGCCUUAUUAUGAUCUUGUACCUUCUGAUCCAUCGGUUGAAGAAAUGAGAAAAGUAGUUUGUGAACAGAAGUUAAGGCCAAAUAUUCCUAACAGAUGGCAAAGCUGUGAAGCCUUGAGAGUGAUGGCUAAAAUUAUGAGAGAAUGUUGGUAUGCCAAUGGAGCAGCAAGGCUGACUGCUUUGCGGAUUAAGAAAACUUUGUCACAACUCAGUCAACAGGAAGGCAUCAAAAUGUAAUUCUGCAGCUUUGCUGGAACUCUACUUUUUCCCAGAUCUUCUCCUGGGUUUUCAUUUGGGAGGUCAGUUGUUCUACCUCACUGAGAGAGAACAGAAGAUAUUGCUUCCGUUUGCAGCAGUGUAAUAAGGUCAAUUGAAAACUUCCCAGGAUUUCUCUGGACCCAGGAACAGCCAUGUGGGUCUUUUCUGUGCACUAUUCAAAGCUUCUUUCCCAGGAAAGUUUCAAAAUAUUGUGUAGUCUACCUUUAGUUUUUAUUAACAAAACUUUUUUUUUAAAAAAGAUGAUGCUGGUCUUAACUUUGGGUAACUCUACUUUGUUGAAGAUCAACUUUGAGGGAAAAGGAGCUGGAUUGUUGAGUUACGUAAAACAUUUAUUUUUCAAGAAAAUGAUUUACUCCUGGUUAGUACAUUCUCAGAGGAUUCUGAACCACUAAAGAGUUUCCUUCAGACUUUGAAUGUAGUCUUCUAUAGUUUUUCAGGAUCUUAAAACUAACACUUAUAAAACUUGUAUUUUGAGUCUAAAAAUGACCUCAUAUAGAGGUGAGGAACAUAAUUUAUGCAAUUGUAUUUUGUAUACUAUUAUUGUUCUUUCACAUAUUCAGAACACUACAUGCCUUCAAAAUGGGAUUGUACUAUACCAGUAAGUGCCACUUCUCUGUCUUUCUAAUGGAAAUGAGUAGAACUUAAAGUCUCUGUGUUAAAUCCUUUAGUGUUUGAAUUCAAGAAGUUAUUUAUGGGGUAACACAAACUUUUUGUUGUUGUUUUUAGAAGGGUUUUGUGGUAUGUUGUCAGUAUUCCAUUUUGAAAAUGCCUUUUUCCUACCGAAAUGUGCUUGAAACACUAAAGAAAUGCAGUGGCAUUAAUAAGUAAAUGGUUAUCAUGGUCAUGUUGGAAUAUUCUCACAUUGAGCUUUUUAGUUUGGUUGUAUUAUCUGAGUAACUUCAAAAAGUCAAGUGGCACUCUAGAUGCUUACAGUGCUCUAAUAAUUGUUCCUUUAUAGCAAACAGACUGUUAUCUAUAUGGAGAAGUUUUGUCUAGCUGCUUGUGAAAAGUUGUGUGGUAUUCUAUAAAGCCAUUUUUUUCUUUAUCUCAUCAAAGACAGUGUUAUUUUUUUUAAGAAAGUAAUUACACUGAAGAUUAGGAUGUGGGUAAUGUUAAAUACUAGGCUUUUUUCUAGGCAGGCAGUGAUAGAUUGAAUAGAUGUGUUUGGUGGUCGCAUAGUCACACUUUUUACUUAGUGUGUUUGGUGGAUUCUCUGUGAGGUUAGAAAAGAGUAAGCUUCACUUUGAGAAAGGCAGCUGUUAAUUCAGUCUUUACUUAUCUCAUGCAGAUGUUGCAACUGAUUGAUCUACAUGGUUACGUAAUAAAUUCAGUGCUCCUCUAAUAAUAGGAGAGGUAGUAGCUAAAGGACAUUCUGAGUAGAGGUUUUACACUUAAGGAUAUUUUUUAAUUAAAAAUACAUGUUCAAAGUAAACUUGUCAUGGUUUUUUCAUGUGAAGUUGAAAUUAGCUUGUUAGUGACUGUUUUUUUACUUCCAGUUCUGUAAGUGUUUUCAGGGCUUUUACAGUUUUCGAAGGCUUUUUUUUUUUUUUUUUUUUUUUAACACUGUGAUCUCAUUCAGAAGGGGAGAACUGGCUGUGAGACCAGGCUUUGAUUUCUGUGUUGUCAGUUCCCCAUAAAGGGGUCAGAAGAACCUUUUACUGUAUUUGGGUCAGGAAGAGAUUGUGAAUGCCUGAAUAAGGUACAUUCUGAUAAUGUCUUAUCUGUUACACAUAGAAUAAAUUUGGAAGACUAUUUGGUCUUAAAACCAAAGCAGUUUUUGAAUGAAUGACUUAUAGGAAUUUAGUGUCAGGAACAUAAUGGGGAAAAUUUGCUUAGAAGUCAGUAUUUUGACUACAAAUUAGAGUUUUCUCUGUCGUUACCAUGAUUUCAUUGGAGUAAAUAAGUUUGAGAAGUUUGUUUUUCAUAGUUGUUUUAUACUUACCUGCUUAAUAAGCUCUAGUUCUAUGAUCAGGUACUGUUUUGGGGUAUUUUGUUUGCUAUUUCUAAGCCUUUAAGACCUGCUUUAUGAAGCCCAGGGGACCAAUGCAUUUUAUCACUAAAACUAUUUUUGUAUAAUUUUAAGAACAUGCCAAAAGUUGUCUGAUUUAAAGUUGUAAUACAUGAUUUCUCACUUUCAUAUGGGGUAAUUAAUGUUUGCUAAAGAUAUUCCUUAUAACAUCAAAGAUUGAGUUACAAUUACACUGUUCUUGCCUUUGUGGAUAAAUGUACUUUUGAUAUAUCAGGGAUUUUUUUUUUAAGUUGGAAUUUAGUUCUAAAUUGAGUUUACAUGUUACUAUGCUAAUUUCCUUUUUGGGGGUAAGGAUAGCUUGAUGAAUCUCAAUUGACUAAAAUUGAAAAUAAAAUUAACUUAAAAAAUGUCAUAGAACAUUUACUGUGGCCAUAAUAGAAAAUAAAUUUGACUUGAAUAAUACUUCAGUCCCACAAAAACAAAAUUCUUGUUUAUACUGCCUAUCUAAAGAUGCUUAAUUUCUAAGAUUUAACAUGACUAAAAUGUAUCUUCUGGCAAAUUAACCUACUUAUGUACUCUUGCCAAUACUCCAGAGUAGUGACAGAGAAAGAAGUGUGACUUACUGGAGUAUAGAUAUCCCUGGUUCUUCCUUCAUAUUUUCAGCUCUGUUUCUCCCAGUCUACCUUUCUGCUUGCCCCUGAGAGACCCUUUUCCAACCUCAGCCUUUUGACCAAAGGGUUGCUUUUGAGUCUUAAGGGUAAAAUGGUUGAUGGAAAUUGUGGGACAUACUUUCAUUACCUUGAGUUGUUGGAUGUGGUAGGUAGUAGUCUCUGGGUCUGGACAGUAAAUGAAAGAGGCCUGGGGAUGCUCCUGCCAAUUGCUUUGCUUUGACUCUUUGCCAUGGAUAAGAAAUAGGAUGACUGCAAGGUAGCAGCUGUGGCAAUGGAAGUUGUGACAGAAGCAAAGGCCUGUUGUAGUCCCUUGAAGGACCACAGAGUGUGAAGAGCUGAGCUUGCAAUUCUGCUGUAAUGAUAGUGCUCAAGAAGUGCCUUGAGUUAAUAAACAGUGCCCCGGCCACCAAGAAUUCCAGAUUUCAGUUCUCACUGCAAAGUGUAAGUCGUCACCUAACCACAGUGCACACAUGUGUGAGCACUUUUUUUUCUCUGAGAACUGUCAUAUAUUGACUGUUUUGUAAAAUAAAGUACUAAUAAGCAUGCACAACAAAAUCAGUAUCCCUCUAGACAUAUCAAAAGUUUAUUUUCCAUGCACUAAAGUAAUGAUUGUAAGUCAGUUGUUUCUUUUGUUUCAUGAUUGUGGCAGUGUUUUGACUACAAGGCAUGGGGAUUCCAAGUGCUGGUUCUUUCAUAAGUCUGUAGAAAAUACUCAAAUAUUUAGAGAUUCUGAAGAAUAUUUCUAGAUGUGUACUGCAGCUUAGUAAGUCUGGUUUGGAUGCUGGAGUACCAAGAGCCCUCUUUCUAGGAAUGCUGUGAGGAUUAUCAUUAUGAUAUUUUUAGUCUUGUUACAUAAUCUUAUUUGUAAACGUAAACUUAAAAAAUAUGGUUAAUAACAUUGAACCUGUUUCUUAACACUUAAAAAACUUCAGUGAAUUUGUUUUUUUUUUUUGAUAAGAUUUGUGAAUUGAGUAUCACGCACCAUGUUUUGAUACCCCCUUUUCACGUUGUGCCAAUGGAAUGGGGUAUUUAAUAUUUCUUUAUAUGUCAAGGAGAUGCUUCAAAAUGUCAAUUGCUUUAAACUUAAAUUACCUCUAAGAGACCAAGGUACAUUUACCUCAUUGUGUAUAUAAUGUUUAAUAUUUGUCAGAGCAUUCUCCAGGUUUGCAGUUUUAUUUCUAUAAAGUAUGAGUGUUAUUUUGCAAAAUUACUGAACGGUACUGUAUUGUUUAUAUUUGUACCCCAAAUAACAUCAUCUAGACUGUUUUUUAUUGUACUUGUGCAAAUUUUUUUGAAUUUUGUCAGUGUAAGCUUUGCCCUUUAAGGUAUGUACAGAACAUGUCCAUAUAAAUUUUCAUUUAAGUUGAAUGAUUUUCAGAUGCCUGUAAAAGAGGAGAGAACAUAAAUUGCAUUUCCCCAUAAGUCUUUAAAAACUAUAUAUUGUAUUUGUAGUAAUAUUCCAUAUGAUUGUAAAUAGGAGAUAGAAGAGUGAUGCUUAUGUAAGUUCUUAACACUACAGUAGAAAAAUGGAAACAAUGCAAAUAAAUUCCUCUUUCCCAAA
Messenger RNA from Dipodomys ordii (Ord's kangaroo rat), 6286 nucleotides. RefSeq names its product transforming growth factor, beta receptor 1 (gene Tgfbr1). Bases 1 to 2043 code for a protein of 680 amino acids. The transcript is spliced from 10 exons. Lineage: Eukaryota; Metazoa; Chordata; Mammalia; Rodentia; Heteromyidae. The record is from RefSeq and is a predicted model, not a curated record. Gene Ontology annotation, biological process: protein phosphorylation; heart development; cellular response to growth factor stimulus. Gene Ontology annotation, molecular function: ATP binding; SMAD binding; activin receptor activity, type I. Gene Ontology annotation, cellular component: plasma membrane; activin receptor complex.